CUGGCUUCAGAUCAUUAUACAGUCCCUUAUUCUCCUCAUCUUUACACAGUUUGGGCUGAACAGAAAUCCCUGAAAACAAAGAGUCGAACUCCUGAGGCGCGAUAUGGACAUGAAGAAGAGGAUUCACCUGGAGCUGAGGAACAGGACCCCAUCUGAUGUCCGAGAACUGGUGCUUGAUAACUGCAGAUCAAAUGAAGGGAAGAUCGAAGGCCUCACAGCAGAGUUUGUUAAUCUUGAGUUUCUAAGUUUGAUAAACGUGGGUCUCCUCUCGGUCUCGAAUCUCCCCAAGCUUGGAAAACUGAAGAAGUUGGAGCUCAGUGACAACAGAAUCUCUGGAAAUCUUGAUGUUUUAGCUGAGAAACUCCCGAAUCUCACACAUCUAAACCUGAGCGGCAACAAACUGAAAGACCUCAGCACGCUGGAGCCCUUGAAGAAACUCGACCAUUUGAAGAGCCUCGACCUUUUCAACUGUGAAGUCACAAACUUGAACGAUUACCGGGAAAGUGUCUUCCGGCUCCUGCCGCAGCUCACGUAUCUGGACGGCUACGACACGGACGACCGCGAGGCCUCGGACUCCGACGGAGACGCAGACGGAGUCGAUGAUGACGAGGAUGAAGAUGGAGAAGAGGAUGGAGAGGAGGAGGAGCUUGAUGAAGAGGAAGAUGAUGAUGAAGAUGAGGUUGAAGUCGAGGAUGAUGAUGAUGAAGGCAGUGGAGAGGAUGAGGUAUGAGCUGAUUUCGUGUGUACUGCUCUCAACAGAAACUGGUUUAAUAACAUCCGCUCUUCUAUUCCAGGAUGAAGAUGAUGAUGAUGACGAUGAUGAUGAUGAUGAAGAAGAGCAGGGAGAAAAGGCUGCGAAGAGGAAACGAGAGCCGGAUGAUGAAGAUGACGAUGAGGAUGAUUAAGAGCCGAUCUUUCCGUCCUCUGGUCUGUCCCGUGACCCCUGACCCUAGCGUUCAGCUCUGUUCUGGAUCUUCCUCGCGCUCGUGUGGCAGGACCUGUGGGGACUUUGGGGACUGGGGUUUAGUUUUGGGUCUGUGCUUUUAAUAUUCUGUUGAAAGUGUUUUUUUCUGUUGUUUUUUUUUUGGUUGACAUCCUCCCUCUUUAGUUUAUGUUCCAAGUGUCCCGGGAAGAUUGCUCUGGGGUGUGUGUGCAUCACUUCAGCGUGUGCCUGAGGCACCAAUCAACGUCCUAGAUACAUUUUUACUUUCUGUAAGACAAAAACUUUGUAAAUAAAAUAACAUUUUGUGCUUUGCUCA
This is a messenger RNA of Carassius auratus (goldfish), 1259 nucleotides long. Its product is annotated as acidic leucine-rich nuclear phosphoprotein 32 family member B-like. Gene Ontology annotation, cellular component: nucleus. NCBI's taxonomy places the organism in Eukaryota, Metazoa, Chordata, Actinopteri, Cypriniformes, Cyprinidae. Gene Ontology annotation, molecular function: histone binding. Bases 104 to 730 code for a protein of 208 amino acids. Gene Ontology annotation, biological process: regulation of apoptotic process. The transcript has 6 exons. The record is from RefSeq and is a predicted model, not a curated record.